Eremothecium sinecaudum is the source of this 1494-nucleotide messenger RNA. It is a transcript of the gene JIP5, whose product is annotated as Jip5p. The transcript has a single exon. Gene Ontology annotation, molecular function: protein binding. The record is from RefSeq and is a predicted model, not a curated record. Lineage: Eukaryota; Fungi; Ascomycota; Saccharomycetes; Saccharomycetales; Saccharomycetaceae. The coding region runs from base 1 to 1494 and encodes 497 amino acids.
AUGGGUAAGAAGAAGGUCAAGAAUACGCUAGGAUUGCUGCCUACCGGAGUACCGAUUUUGGAGUUCAAAUAUGAGCAACCGCUCUUUGCAAUAGCUUGUCAUCCCGAUAAGCCGCUUAUUGUUGCAGGGAUGGCUACGGGACACAUGUACUGUCAUCAAUAUGAUGCUGCUGGACUUGUAAAAUUACUCAGAGCCAAUGAAAAGUUGUACAAUUCGUCUGAGAAUAAAGAUAAUCAAACAGUGAACCUAUGGGAAACUGUUGAUGUCCCUAGUAAAGAAGAGCAUUAUAAAACCCCAUCAGUAGAACUACUGUGGAAGUGUAGAAGGCAUAAGGGCAGUGUUCGCGAUAUCUGUUUUGAGAGCGACGGAUCCUGUAUAUAUUCAAUUGGGACAGAUAAUGUCCUUAAAAAGGCGGACACUCUAACAGGAAAAGUCGUUAAGAAGAAGACUUUAUCAGACGAUCCAAAAGUAAAGUACACUAAGAUGGUGAAGUCUUCCACUCAUCCCUUUCUGCUUCUAGGUACCGAAUCAGGAAACAUUGAAAUUUAUGAUAGUAAUAAACUGGAGUUGUUGAACGUUGUUAAAAAUGUACAUAAUGGAGAUGGCAUAAACGAUAUUUUCCAAUACGUUGGCAAGUCUGUGUACAAAUAUAUUUCUCUGGGUCAAACGACGCUUGCCAGCUGGGACUCGAGGAAACCAAAAGAAGGCGAAGUUUCUCAGCCUAAUGACGAUAAGGAAUCUAGAGAUAAUGUAUUUUUGAGCGACGACCAGGAAGAUGAAAUUUUAUGUGGGACUUUUGUUGAUCCUGAAGAUGGUGAAAUGCUAGUGUGCGGUAUGGGAGAAGGUGUAUUGACCGUUUGGAAGCCUAAAAAGAACAACCUAAUGGAUCAAUUGACCAGGAUAAAAAUCAAGAAGGGCGAAAGUAUAGACUGUAUCAUCCCGACGUUGCAAGCUGAUGACUCUAUCUGGUGUGGGUGUUCCGAUGGAAAAGUCUAUAAAGUCAAUAUGAAGAUUGGUAAGUGCGUUGAAAUUAGAAACCACAGUGAGAGUGACGAGGUUGCUUAUUUGGACUUGGACUAUGACUAUAGGUUACUUUCUGGUGGCAUGGAUUCCGUAAGACUUUGGGAUUCUUCUGAAAAAGCCCCUGAAUCUGGUGUUCAUAGCGAGGAAGUUGACGGCGAGUCAAAUAAUUCGAACUCCGCUUCCUCUUCCGAUGAAGAGUUAGAUUCUUCAGCUGAAAAUGAUAGUGGGGGCUCGGAUUCAGUAGCGUCAGACUCCGAAGAAGAAGGGGAACUUGUCGGUUUAUCACGGGAAGAGCUCAUUGCUGAGUUAGAUAAGGAUCUUGUUGUCGUCGAAAGUGAAGAAGAACGGAAUAUAUCCAAUGAAAAACCUCCUAAGAAAAAGAGGAAGCAAGAACAGAAAAACGUCAAUAAGAAGAAAGCUCCACUUGUCGAUAACCAUCACCAUGGUAUCAAUAAGUUUGAAGGACUAUAG